GUCGUCGCUCGCUCUCGCGCGCUCGCUUGUUCGACGGGCGCGUCGGCAAUUGUUUGGCAGAAGGCCGAGGGCGAAGAUUCGCGAGGUGCAUGACCUGAUCGUUUGCGCGGAUCGAUCAGGUCAGAUUCCCCGAGCGCCCGGAGGUUGCAUUGGAGCUCUCGAGGCGAUCCUGCUGCUGCGGGGCCGCUCGAGCUGCGGAGAAUUAAUUGGUCGGUCGAGGUCGAGGGCCGUCGCGAGGCCCACUGGAUCCCGCGCAGGCAUGUGUGCUGCCGCUUGACUCAUGGCACUGAUGGAGAGAAUCUGAAGGUUUUAGGGCUCGUGAGGACGCGGAGGAGGAGGAGGAGGAGGAGGAGAUGGAGAACUGAGGCUGAUUCUGGCACUCUUUCUGGAGGUUUCGCUACAAUUUAUGGGCGUUUGCGCUUCCAAAGCUUGGUGUUCGUCCAGGGUUGAUUAGCAUGGUCCGAUCGGUUGCCACGGCUUUCGGAUGAGGAUCCCGGACUUGCGUGACUUCAGUACAGCGCAACCUCCUGAGUGACGGGAUUGCGAUCGCAUGAAAGAGUAGAUCAUCAUCUGCUGAUUGUUAUGCUAUCUGAGAAGAUGUUUGGAAAUCUUCGCCUGCAGCGUGUUCCGCGAAGACUAUGUGCUCAAAUUCCGCUGCCCUAAAUAGUUAGUGGUUGGAUGGCUAGUGAGGACGCAGACAUGGGUAGUGGAUUGGAUGACGAGGAGGCACUCAGUGAUUUUGAGGAAGAUGACUUGGACGCAGCGCCUGUGGUUUUGGUACCUGCAUCCGCAAAUGUCACCCAUUCUGCUGCCGACAACCUCAAAUCCACCCUGGCCGAGCUCGAGAAGGAGAGGCAAGCUCGCAGAGCAGCCGAAGCUGCCAACGCCGAAGCGGAUUCUCAGAUAAAACGCUUGAAAACCUUCGUUCAUGAAACCAUCAGGCAAAGGGAUGAAGCUAUCAAAUCCAAAGAUGAGCGCACCAGGCAACUGGAGGAAGCAUUGCAGUCGAAGGAUGAGAUCACCAGGCAUAGGGAUGAGAUCGUGGCCCAGAGGGACGAACUUUCUCGACAGAAGGAUGAAAUUCUUCGAGCACGCGACGCCUCCAAGUCUGAAAUUGCAGAAGUUGCCCGGAUUCUCGUGACGCAAGCGGAUAAGAUCAUGUCUAUCGCCAAUUUGGUAAAACCCUUCUCUGGAGGUCCUUCAAGGUUCCCGAAGGCUACUGGCCUCGUCGCCAUUGCUCUUGGGUUUGGAAUGAGAAUGGAAGAGGUCGUGGAGGAAGUUGUCAGGCAGCGUGAAGAAGCUGUCAAGAGGAGAGAUGAAAUCCGUUUGCAAAUGGAGCAACGGAAUUACAGCAUCGCAAUCGAGGUUUCUGAACUAGAGGCUUCAAUUACUCAGUUGAAGGUGCAGGUGAGUGAGAAGUCCUUAGAACUAGAGAGGAAUCAGAAGCAGGCCUCGGAGGCAGAGCACGCGUUACAGGAACAAUUGGGGAGGACGAAUCAAGAAGCUGAAGAUUUGAAGAGGAGGGUCAACGAGGUUGAAAACCAGUUAUCACUUGUGAAUAAAUGUAUAUCUCAACAUGUACAGUAUGCAGCUAAAGCCAGAGACAGCCUUCUGGAUGUUCUGCAGUUAAUGCCUUACGUUUCUGAAAGUGAUGUGGAGGUCACUGUAAUUGGGGAAGAAGGACUACAAGAGGAUCCUCUAGCGAGUGUUCGGGUACUUACAGAGCUUGCUGGUAAAGUGGAGAGUUACUGGAAGCAAAAUCAAGAGGCCUUCGUCAAGCAGAAAGAAGACUGGGAAGCUCAUAUGAAGAUGCUACUUGAAGAGAAAGACGAUCUUGUUUCAAAGAUGAUCUACCUCGAAAACGGAGACUCGGCACUAGGAGAGUCUCAGUCUGUUAUGGAAAGCAGAAGAGGAGAUAUAGGAUUGGAAAGAUUGUCUGAGGUUUCAGUACGCCUAGAUGGACAUGAAUCUGGAGAAGGAAAUGAGGGUGUAUCAUCAAGAGAGUCGGAAGCAGCUAAUGAAAGUGUCUCAUCAAAUCAAGACAAUUCCGAUCUCACGAGUGAUGAUUGUACAGAUACACACAAAAUGAAUGGGGAAGUACGUCAGCAACCUUCCAUGGAAGUCCUCCAAGAGGAACUUGCAGCUUUUGAGAAGAGAUAUGAUCAGGCUGUCUUGAAGAAUUCUGCCUUGGAAGAAGAAUUAAGAUUCUUACAACAAGAGAUCCAGAGGACGGCCAACUCUGCAAGAGGUGAAAUUGAAAAAUUACAGCUGGUUGUAGCGAAUCAAGGGAAGGAAAUUGCAGAGAAGACUGCUUAUAUUGAAGAUUUGGAGAAAGUUGCUAAGGAGCAUUAUGAAUCUUACACCAGUGAACUUAUAGCAGCUGAAGAGGAUGUAGCCAGAUGGAAGGAGGCAGCCACUGCAGAAGCUGCUGCAGGAGCAGCAGUUCUAGAGGAGCUAGAGAAACGUAAUAAGGAGAUUAUUACGUUGAAUGAGCGUAUUUCGGAGCUGAAAGAGAUGGUAGAAGAGGCCAACAGUAAGGUCAGCUCUAAAGAACAAAUGGCCAUGGCCGCCAUUGCUGCUCGAAACGCUGCUGAAAGAUCACUCCAGAUUGCGGAUGAACGAGCUUCAGACCUGCGCCAUAGAGUCGAAGACAUGACUAGGGCACUCGAAGAACUGGAGCCGGGAGGUGAUUUUUGGGCGCGAGGAGUCCUGGACAUGUGCUGGCCUUGGAUGCGUGGGCGGGGUAGACCCGGUAUAAAUGCGGGAGGACCACAGCCAGUCCGUAACUCAGCAGAAAUGGAGGAGCUACUUGAGCCUUGGUUGAGAUAGGUCAUUUAUAUUUCGGUCAUCCUGUCAUCCUGUGGUAAAUAUUUCCCACAGUACUCACAAAGCUGACGGUGCCUCAUCUCUCGGAGGUAAUCGUGUAAUUCUCUUGCUGGAGUUCACAAUGCCAAUUGCUCCAAGAUAUUUCUUGUGGCAACUCUAUGGAAGCGCAGCCUUUUGACCAGCGAAACUGGAGGCCCUUCUGGCUUAGCCUUGCUGUAGCUUUUCCCCUCACUGAGGACAUCUAUACAGUGCCAGUGGAUUGCCUUCAGACUUUUGAUGCAAUCACGCUUAUAAGCAAACAAGAUCGAUUGAAGACGACAUGCGAGGAUCAGCAACAGAGCACAUCGGGUCCACUAGGUGAAAAGAAUAAAUUAUCAAGCAUUGAAGCCAAGCAGGAAGCUUGACGGGAGCUUCGUAGCGAAUAGAGGAGGAUGUGGUUGCAUGAGAUUAAGACCUAACACCUACGUCGACUGUCGGGAGAGUAACCAGUUUUGGAUCUGGUACUAUCGUUCAAGGCAGAAGUUAAGAGGCCGAACAGAUUGUGGUCGAUUAGAACAGGAUGAAGGAUGCAUUACAGAUUGUUAGUCUCUAUAUUGACUCGAAGAUACAUGAUUCUUCUGAUCAGGAAAACAUGUCCAAAUCUUGUUUUGAAUGUGUCAUGAAUUGUUUCUUGCUGAGUGGGGGAACCUCAUCAGACACGGGAAUCCAAAAGAUGCUUGGUCGAACCCAGGAAGGAAUUGGGUUGCCAGUGUAGUCUGCAUCAAUGUGGAAGAUCGAGUUGAAAUGACAAACAAAGAGACCCUCUUUUACACAGUUUGCGUCAAUAAAACGGGUCAGAGCACCUUAUGUAAAACAU
Molecule: messenger RNA, 3682 nt
Organism: Marchantia polymorpha subsp. ruderalis
Lineage: Eukaryota; Viridiplantae; Streptophyta; Marchantiopsida; Marchantiales; Marchantiaceae
Source: the annotation of a GenBank genome assembly